Eremothecium gossypii ATCC 10895 is the source of this 1872-nucleotide messenger RNA. It is a transcript of the gene LAP2, whose product is annotated as bifunctional aminopeptidase/epoxide hydrolase. The transcript has a single exon. The coding region runs from base 1 to 1872 and encodes 623 amino acids. Gene Ontology annotation, cellular component: cytosol. NCBI's taxonomy places the organism in Eukaryota, Fungi, Ascomycota, Saccharomycetes, Saccharomycetales, Saccharomycetaceae. Gene Ontology annotation, biological process: proteolysis. Gene Ontology annotation, molecular function: metallopeptidase activity; aminopeptidase activity; zinc ion binding. The record is from RefSeq and is marked provisional.
AUGAAGCUUCCGGCAGUACUGGAGGAGCGGCGUGCAGCAGCGACCGACCGGUCGACGUUGUCGAACUACGAGGACUUUGCGGUGCGGCACACGAAUCUGGAGCUGGAGGUUGCGUUCGAUGAGCGGCAAAUCCGCGCGGAGGUGUGCUACGACCUGGAACAGACGGGCAAGGGGGUGGCGGAGGUGCACCUGGACACGUCCUAUGUGCAGCUGGAGUGCAUUCUGGUGGAUGGGAAACGGGUGCCGUGGGAACUGCGCGAGCGGCAGGAGCCCCUGGGGUCGCAGCUGGUGAUCACGCCAGAGGGCGGGCUACCCGCGCGAUUCCAGCUGACGUGUCGGAGCGUGACGACGGCACGGAGCACGGCAGUACAGUGGCUAGGCGGCGCGCAGACGGCGGGCAAGCCGUACGUGUACACGCAGCUGGAGUCUGUGCACGCGCGGUCGCUGGUGCCGUGCUUCGACACGCCUGCGUGCAAGUCGCCGUUCACUGUGCGCGUGCGGUCGCCGCUGCGCGCGGUGGUGGCGGGCCAGGAGCAGCCGGGCAGCGGGAAGGACGGCGUGUAUGUGUUCGAGCAGCCCGUGCCGAUUCCGAUCUAUCUGCUGGGGCUGGCGGCGGGCGACAUUGCGUGCGCGCCGCUGGGGCCGCGCUCGAACGUGUACUGCGAGCCUGCGCUGCUGGAGGCCGCCGCGGGCGAGUUUGGAGGCGAGAUCGAGCGUUUCCUUGAUGCCGCGGAGGAGCUCUUGCCAAGGUAUAUCUGGGGCAACUACAACCUGCUUGUAUGCCCUUCGUCAUACCCGUACGGUGGGAUGGAGGUUGCUGGCACCUCGUUUAUCUCGCCCUCUGUGAUCGCGUACGAUCGCUCGAACAACGAUCUGAUCGUGCAUGAGAUGGCGCACUCGUGGUCCGGUAAUCUGAUCACGAACGCGAACUGGGGGCACUUCUGGCUGAACGAGGGGUGGACGGUGUACCUAGAGCGCCGCAUCACCGGCGCGCUCCACGGCGAAGAUACUCGCCAGUUCAGCUCGCUGUUGGGCAUGGCGGAGCUGGAGGUGGCCAUUCGCGCUUCGAACGGGGCCUCUUUCGCUUUGGUCGAGGAUGUUUCCGAGUCCGUAAACCCCGACAAUGUUGUGUCCCUGGCCGCGUACGAAAAGGGCUCUGCGCUACUUCUUCACUUGGAACGGGAGCUCGGUGGAACGGCCGCCUUUGAUCCCUUCAUUAAGCACUAUUUUGGCAAGUUUGGAGGACAAUCGCUCACGACCUGGCAGUUCCUGGAUAUCCUGUUCGACUUUUUUGCAGACAAGCGCGAGAAGCUCGAGAGGAUUGACUGGAAGACCUGGCUGUUUGCACCUGGAAUGCCGCCCAAAUUGACGUACUCGACCUCCCUCGCUGAUGAUGUGUACGACCUAGCCGAACAAUGGCUUGAAAAGGCCGUACAACUACGUUUGCCGGAGGAGUUCGCAGCUGAGUUUUCUGGCUCUGUCCUCGCUGCCUUCACCACGGCCCAGCAGAUUCUCUUCCUGAACACGAUCAUCCAGGGCGGCGUCUCACCCGACAACACCUUUGAUUGGACACAGCACCCGGUUGCUGCUGCCGCGUUGCUCUCCGUGUACGCCGACACCCUUGGAAAAUCACGCAAUCAGGAGAUCAUAUACAGGCGCUACAACUUCCAGCUAACUGCUGGCAUGGAAGAUGCCUAUCCCGAGAUCACCACGUGGCUCGGGAGCACCGGCCGCAUGAAGCAUGUGCGCCCCAUUUACCGCCGUCUGGCUUCGAUCGACAAGGCUCUCGCAGCGUCUACAUUCCAAGAACACAGAGAAAAGUACCACCCGAUAUGUAGGGCCGCGAUCCAGGCCGAUCUUGGCCUCUCAUAG